Molecule: messenger RNA, 2728 nt
Organism: Megalobrama amblycephala (Wuchang bream)
Lineage: Eukaryota; Metazoa; Chordata; Actinopteri; Cypriniformes; Xenocyprididae
Product: EF-hand and coiled-coil domain-containing protein 1
Exons: 8
Coding region: 221-2035 (604 amino acids)
Source: RefSeq, a predicted model, not a curated record
GAAGACGCACACAACCACAAACCCUGAAGGAAGAGGUUGAGGAAAGAAUUUGGAGUCAACAAUACAUUUUAGAUUAGUUAAUAAUUUGUAGGCGAAACAUUGGCACUGUAAUGUAAAGCGUUACCUUUUAUGUUAAUAUCUGGCAAUUUAGAGCAUAUGUUGCAAAUACACAGCUGUUGUCGGAAGAAGGUGGACAUGUAGAAACGCGGGUGUUUUGUGGAUGUCUUCAGUCAUGCAGGUUUCGCGGAUCCGCGCGGCGCGUAAAAGCGAGUGGCUCAAAUGCGCUCUCGCGCACCACUUCAGUCCAGAUCCCUGCGUGGAAAACGAGAUCGUGGUUUUGGCUACCGGCGUGGACCAGUAUCUCCAGGAGGUGUUUCAUCACCUGGCCUUUUACAGCGGUGAUGAUCUCGUCUCGGAUGAGGACUUUAGGAGUCUGUGUUUGGUUUUGGGGAUUCCCGCGAGCGCAGAGACUGGGAAUGGCACCUCAGAACACCGGGACAUUUGCGGUGGACUUCCUCGUGUGCUUAACUUCAAAGAAUUCCACGCACGACUCUGUGGUUUUUUCUCGCUUAAAGCGCAGGAAAGGCAGACUGGAGCUCGACUCCCGGUCAGUGAGGAGACCGAGCACAUCGAGCGCGAGAUCAGACUCCGCUGUCCCCGCGUCCGGAGGAGAAAGUGCGUCAGUUUUGACCUGUCUGCCGAUCAUCAGAACCGAAGGAAGUCGGUGAGAAGAUCCGGACACUCUCAGAAUCUGGAUCAUUUGCAGAGUUCUGCUGUGGAAUCCACGAAAAACGCAGAUAUUAACCCUCCGAGGAGAUGGCAGGACCAGCUAGAGUUGGAGAACGCCAGUCUGAGGGAGCUGGUGGAGGACUUGCGUUCAGCUCUCCAGAGCAGCGACGCGCGGUGCAUGGCACUGGAGGUGGCGUUACGCCGAAAAGACGUGCAACCCCAACACACUGCUGGUGGAACCCCGGAGAGACAAGACUGCAGCGCUGGGGGCAAAACAAAAACACAACAAUCCAAACACAUGGAAUGGGACUCCAGAAAAAGCACUAAAGACCUCCUGCGAGAGCUGGAGCUGAUCCGUGCUUCACGUGACGGACAGCUGGAGGAAGCCAUGAGGUUUAACCAGAGGUUAGAGGAAGAGCUGAUGGCAGCUUAUGGAGAGCUAAGCAGGAUGCAGGAGAUCGUGGACGGUGUCAGGACUGAAAACGCACGGAUUAAGAAGAGGACAGAAGAGGUCAGAGGGUCACUGGCCGCAGGGUUGGAGGGUGUGAGGGCCUUACAAGACCAGGCCAAACAAGCUGACCUGCUCCGAGAACGAGUCCAGAGUCUGGAGAACCAGCUGGAGAAGUUCAGGGCCCAGUGCACCUGCACAGAGCUGAAUAUGAACAGAACCGAAAUAAUAGUUGAACCAUGUGGGUCCGGAUUUCCCGCCCUCCAUGAUGAUGCCCUCAUGAGAAGAGAAGAAGGCCUGCAGAGGUCAGUAGAGGGUCGGGCAGCAUCAGAUGAGGAAGAGGAGGAGAGAGGCAUGGAUGAAGGACAGUGCUGCCAUCUGGAGGUUAAACGGCUGAUUAACAGAUUACACAGCUGUGCUAAAGGGUGUCAGAAAGCUGCGAUCUGUAACUGGCUUGUCUCUCAGAGCUCCGCUCGCAGCAAAGAACCUAAAGGACGCGUAUGGAUUCCUCAAGCGGAGGAGAGGGGGAAUGAAACAGAAAAGAUGAAGCAGAAAGAGGUGGACAGCUUGAGAGCUCAUCAUUCACUGCUGGAGGAGAGGCUGACUGAUGCGCUCUCUUUACUGCUGCAGAUACCACAUAAAAGAGUCUCUCGCCGGAUCUUGGGGAAAAUUCUGAUCAACACACUAGAUCUGUGUACCAGAAAAAGUCACGACUGCACUCCAGUGUUCCAGGUCGUGGACACGCUCUGUCAGCAGCUCCUUUCCAGUGACCUCCUGGACGGAGGAGAGGAGGUCAGCGUUGGGUCACGACCUUCUCAUCACCCAAACACGUCCAACCCCAUUCUGAUGUCCUGCUGAGAGCUCACAGAUGUCCCACUAAGGACACUUUCUAUGAGGGUACAAAUUGGUGUUACAUCAUUUUUUACUCUUUAAUUUAAAAAAAGCACAAAUUGUUACUAAAGUUAUUGUUAGAUAAAAUAUCAAACAAAUGUAAAUAUUUGGUGCCAAACUUAGCUCCUGGUGACAACUUAAUUUAAAAUAAAUCUACAACCCUGUUACCCAUUCUGGGGUAUAUAUAUAUUAUUUAUUUUUCAUUUUAAAAAUGGUAUUUAUUUGAUUUUUAAAUGUUUAUUUAACAUUUAUUUCUAGAAAAUAAUGAAAUGCAUCACAAAUCAGAGUUUUCACGUGUUUGGUAACAGGGUUGUUAUGCGUCAUAUCAAAUGUCAUAAAAUUAAUAAUUAAUUUUAAAAAAAUAUAAUUAUUAUAUAAUAUAUAUAAUAUUAUAAUAUUUAUUAUGGCUUCAUGAAGUGGACAAACAUAAUUUUCUCACCUUCUUUCACUUCUUUUAGAAAACUUAAUUUGUGCAUUUCUGGCCCCAUUUUGUACCUUACUUGUGGAAAGUGUCUUAAAGUCACCAUGAAAUCAAAAUUGACAUAUCCUAUUUUCUUAUGAAAUAUCGCAGUAUUUAUUAUAAAUGAUUUAUCCGUGCGCAUAUAUUUUUUAAAAUGUAUGUGCCCUUGUAAUCUUUAAUCAAAAUAACUUCCCCUCCCC